Mizuhopecten yessoensis (Yesso scallop) is the source of this 1482-nucleotide messenger RNA. RefSeq lists its product as uncharacterized. NCBI's taxonomy places the organism in Eukaryota, Metazoa, Mollusca, Bivalvia, Pectinida, Pectinidae. The coding region runs from base 1 to 1482 and encodes 493 amino acids. Gene Ontology annotation, biological process: DNA integration. The transcript has 4 exons. Gene Ontology annotation, molecular function: nucleic acid binding. The record is from RefSeq and is a predicted model, not a curated record.
AUGGCCGCUAACGGAAGUGAGUUGGAAGUCCUUGGGUGUGGAGCAUUCAAACCAGAGGGGUGCAAGGAUGUCUACUUUGAGACGGGCCUCUAUGAGUCUCAGGUGAUGCCAUUUGGGUUGACAUCUGCCCCAGCCACCUUUGAGCGGCUUAUGGAGACAGUACUGGCUGGAUUACAAUGGAAUAUUUGUCUCAUCUAUCUUGAUGAUGUAAUUGUGAUAGGAAAGAAUUUUGAGGACAUGCUACAAAACCUGUCAACUGUGUUCGACAGACUUCUUGCUGCUGGUCUGAAGCUUAAGACAAAGAAAUGCCAACUGUUUGCUAAAGAAGUGACCUAUCUUGGGCAUGUGAUUUCCGAGAAGCGGAUAGCUACAAAUGGUGAAAAGGUGAAGAUAGUGAAGCAGUGGCCUGUACCAAUCAACCUUAUGGAAUUGAGAUCAUUCCUUGGAUUUUGUGGAUACUACCGGACACUUGUACGAAGAUUUUCUCGCAUUGCAAGUUGUCUACAUGAACUGACGAAGACAGACAAACAUUUUGAAUGGACUGAAGUUUGUCAUGUGGCUUUCGAAAACCUGAAGCAAUGUUUAAUUGGUGAUCCAAUACUCGCCCGACCAGACUUCACACAACCUUUCAUCCUUGACACCGACGCAAGUGAUAAAUCAAUCGGUGCAGUUUUAUCUCAAAGCAUUGAUGGAGUUGAGAGACCUGUCGCUUAUGCAGGACGUACACUGACCAAAUCCGAAAAGAGAUACUGUGUCACACGAAAGGAAUUACAAUGUGGGUUUGACCCAAUGUGGGAGAAAAACAAGAUCAAGGACAAAAAGUACGCUCAGAUGGUAUCCAGGAAGAUGUUUGUGAAGGACGCUCUGAAGACGAGAAUCAAAAGGAGGAGUUGUCGCUUCAACAGAAGCAGAAAAAGGAUCUCGUGCAGUAAACGCAAGAGUCCAUGCAAAACCAAGCGAGCACCAAUGCAGAUUCUGGAGUCAGGCUUUCCUAUGGAAAAGAUAGCAAUAGAUAUUAUCUGCGAACUCCUAAGUACAAAGAUGGGUAACCGCCAUAGCUUAGUGGUAUCUGAUUAUUAUACUAAGUGGACAGAGAGUUUUGCAAUGCCGAAUAUGGAAGCUCAAACUGUUGCCAAAGUACUUGUUGAGGAGGUGAUAUCUAGGUUUGGUGUUCCUUACAACAUUCAUUCUGAUCAAGGGUCUCAGUUUGAAAGUUCUGUAAUUAAAGAGGUGUAUUUACUUCUACAAAUAAACAAGACGCAUACGACUCCCUAUCAUCCAAAGUCCGAUGGAAUGGUAGAACGGUUUAACAAGACACUUGUAGCCAUGCUUAGUGCCUUUGUGAACGAACAUCAGACCGAUUGGGAUGAACACUUGCUGUAUAUGAUGAUGGCGUAUCGCUCUACAGAAGAUGAGACGACGGGGAACUCGCUGAAUAGCAUGAUGUUGGGAAGGGAAACAAACACUCCAUUAGAUAUUUAG